This is a messenger RNA of Megalops cyprinoides (Indo-Pacific tarpon), 3854 nucleotides long. RefSeq names its product multiple epidermal growth factor-like domains protein 11. The record is from RefSeq and is a predicted model, not a curated record. Lineage: Eukaryota; Metazoa; Chordata; Actinopteri; Elopiformes; Megalopidae. Gene Ontology annotation, cellular component: membrane. The transcript has 25 exons. Gene Ontology annotation, molecular function: protein binding. Bases 67 to 3420 code for a protein of 1117 amino acids.
CCCACUGUCUUACUCUAAUCAGCUGAGACUGGCAAAGACCACCUGUGGACUCAAGAAGAGGGUGAGAUGGGGUCUGGCUGGGGUACCCUGGGGAUCCUGGUGCUAAUGGCAGUUUUGGGGUUUGCUCCUGGCACACGAUCCCUCAACCCAGACGACCCCAACGUGUGCAGUCACUGGGAGAGCUAUGCAGUGACCGUGCAGGAGUCUUAUGCUCACCCCUUCGAUCAGAUCUACUACACCAGGUGCACAGACAUCCUCAACUGGUUCAAAUGCACCAGACACAGGAUCAGUUAUAAGACUGCAUACCGGCGGGGAGUGAGGACCAUGUACAGGCGGCGCUCGCAGUGUUGCCCUGGUUACAUAGAGAGCGGAGACCUGUGUGUCCCCCUGUGCACAGAGGAGUGUGCCCACGGUCGCUGUGUUUCCCCUGAUACCUGCCAGUGCGAGCCAGGCUGGGGAGGCCUGGACUGCUCCAGCGGCUGCCAGAGUGACCACUGGGGGGCGCACUGCAGCAACCGCUGCCAGUGCCAGAACGGGGCCCUGUGCAACCCCAUCACCGGCGCCUGCGUCUGCACGGACGGGUACCAGGGCUGGCGCUGUGAGGAGCCCUGUGACCCCGGCCACUACGGCAAGGGCUGCCAGCUGCCCUGCAAGUGUCUCAACGGUGCCACCUGCCACCACGAGACCGGAGAGUGUCUCUGUGCGCCAGGGUACACUGGAAUCUUCUGUGGAGAUCGCUGUCCCCCUGGCAGUCAUGGAGCCCAGUGUGAGCUGCGCUGCCCCUGUCAAAAUGGGGGAAUUUGUCACCACGUCACGGGGGAGUGCUCCUGCCCCCCCGGCUGGACAGGCUCUGUCUGUGCUCAGCCGUGCCCAUUGGGCAGGUAUGGCAUCAACUGCAGCCAGGAGUGCCCGUGCCGCAACAGCGGGCUGUGCGACCACAUCAGCGGGCAGUGCCAGUGUGAGCCAGGCUACACCGGGCAGAGGUGCCAGGAGGAAUGCCCGGUUGGCACCUACGGCCCGCAGUGUGCCCACAAGUGCGACUGCCAGAACGGUGCCACGUGCUAUCACAUCAACGGGGCGUGUGUGUGCGACACGGGCUUCAAAGGACCCCACUGCCAGGACCGGUUCUGUCCAAACGGGCUGUACGGCCUCAUCUGUGACAAGUACUGCCCCUGCAACGCCAGCAACACCAUCAGCUGCCACCCUCUGUCAGGGGAGUGCACCUGUGCAGCAGGCUGGGCGGGGCUGUACUGCAACGAGACCUGCCCAUCCGGUUACUAUGGUGAAGGCUGCAGCCAGCCGUGCGACUGCGCCAACGGGGCGGACUGCGACGCCUUCACCGGAGCCUGCAUCUGCGCCCCCGGGUUCACGGGAGAGGACUGCACUCUAAUUUGCCCCCCAGGACUGUUUGGGACAAACUGCUCCAGCUCCUGCUCCUGCCAGAAUGAGAUUGCAUGCUCCCCUGUUGAUGGUACCUGCAUCUGCAAAGAAGGCUGGCAGGGUGUGGACUGCUCCCUCCCAUGCUCCAGUGGGCUGUGGGGUCUGGGGUGUAACCAGUCCUGCGCCUGUGCCAACGGGGCGGCCUGUGACCCUGUGGAUGGUUCCUGCACCUGCUCCCCGGGCUGGCAGGGGGAGCACUGUGACAUGCCCUGCCCUGAUGGUACAUACGGCCUGGAGUGUCGGGAGUACUGUGACUGUAACCAUGCCGACGGCUGUGACCAUGUGAGCGGGGAUUGCCACUGCCUCGCCGGCUGGACAGGGGUCCACUGUGACAGCGUGUGCGUGCAGGGCCACUGGGGUCCCAACUGCUCCAACACCUGCACCUGCGAGAACGGGGGCUCCUGCUCACCUGAGGACGGCUCCUGCGUGUGCGCCCCGGGAUACCGCGGGACGUCCUGCAAGCGAACCUGCUCUCCAGGGUUCUAUGGACAGCGCUGCAGUCAGUCGUGCCCGCAGUGUAUUCACAGCACUGGGCCGUGCCACCACAUCAACGGCUACUGCGAGUGUCUACCCGGCUUCUACGGCUCCCUCUGCAACCAAGUGUGCCCUAGUGGCAGGUAUGGGAAAGACUGUGCGGAGGUGUGUCUGUGUACCAAUAAUGGUACCUGCAACCCCAUCGACGGCUCCUGUCAGUGUUUCCCCGGCUGGAUCGGUGACGACUGCUCCCAGGCCUGUCCCCAAGGCUCCUGGGGCCCUGACUGUAUCCACACUUGUAACUGUCACAACGGAGCCCAGUGCAGCGCCUCUGAUGGGGAGUGCAGGUGUAGCGCUGGCUGGACCGGACUCUACUGCACGCAGCGCUGUCCCUCAGGGUUCUUCGGGCAGGACUGUGAGGAGGUGUGUCACUGCCAGAACGGCGCGGACUGCGAUCACGUAAACGGACAGUGCGCCUGCCGCACCGGCUUCAUUGGAUACAGCUGUGAGCUGAAGUGCCCAUCUGGAACCUAUGGCUACGGGUGCCAACAGCUGUGUGAGUGUAUGAAUAACGCCACCUGUGACUAUGUGACAGGAACCUGUUACUGCAGUCCUGGCUAUAAGGGCAUCCGCUGUGACCAGGCAGCCCUGAUGAUGGAUGAGCUGAACCCCUACACUAAGAUCAGCCCGGCGCUGGCCUCGGAGCGCCAGUCUGCAGGCGCGGUGAUGGGCAUCAUCUUCCUGCUGCUGCUGAUCAUGGCCAUGCUCAGCGUGUUCGUCUGGCACCGGCACAGACAGAGGGAGAAGAGCCACGACAUGCCCAGCGUGUCUUACACACCCGCCCUGGGCAUCUCAUCCACCGACUACUCCCUCUCCGACGCCUCUCAGUGCAGUGUUAGUGCCAGUUCCAGUGGCCACUGCUUCUCCAAUCCCAGCUACCACACGCUGGGCCAGUGUGGAGUUGCACAGCGCCAUACCAACAACCUGGAAGGCCAAUCCACCAUGAAGCCGAAAAGCAAGAAAGGGGACAGGAACAGCGCAGAGUGGCGCGCUUACUGCAACCUCAAAGACCUCGGUGUGUACUGCCUGGACCGGCGUUACAAUACUUAUAUUGUAGAGCAGUGCUACAGAGAUUACAUGGAGUCCAUGUGCAGCGCCAGCACCUGCUCCCUGAACAGUGAGAACCCCUACGCCACCAUCAAGGACCCGCCAGGCGUGGGCCACAAACACUCAGAGAGCAGCUACGUGGAGAUGAAGUCCCCUGCUCACCGAGAACUACCCUACUGCUCCACCACUACCCCAGCGGCCAGCAAGAACGUCUACGACGUGGAGCCCACAGUCAGUGUAAUGCAGGGCUCCAGUGGAAUGAUGACCAUUUUCGCCCAGAGCCCCUAUGACCUCCCUCGUAACAGCCACAUCCCCAGCCACUACGACCUGCUGCCCAUGCGCAUCAGCCCCACACAUACACCACCACCCCCAGACAGCCCCCCUGGAUCCCUCUUAUAGGGAACAGGAUCGCCUCACACCGCUCUCACCUCUGUCUCUCUCACUCUCUCGCUGUCUCUCUGUCUCUUGGAUGGUGACAACAUCAGCCCAAAAUAUGAGACACUGGGAGAGCAGUGCACAGACAGGACCUGAAAUUCCUCUCUACCCCUCACUGUCUCCCUCUUUCACUCUUUACCCCUCCCUCACUUUCUCCCUUUCUCUUCAUCUCUCCCUCUUUCACUUCUUCACUCCCUCUCUCUCUCUCAUGAGAAGCUCUACACAGAUGCUCUCAGGACUGACUCAGUGGAGGUGAGGUGAGGGGGCUCUUGAUUUUCCUUGGAGAGCCACAUCCUGGAUGCACCCAGACACCAGCUACACUUUUCUUCACAACGACCAAACUGCUCUGGAUUCAGGACACCUCUACAAAACAAGUCCACUACAGAGCAAAUCUUUCA